Thlaspi arvense is the source of this 1083-nucleotide messenger RNA. NCBI's taxonomy places the organism in Eukaryota, Viridiplantae, Streptophyta, Magnoliopsida, Brassicales, Brassicaceae. The record is from the annotation of a GenBank genome assembly.
AUGUCUCUUUUUCUCAUCCGGCUCCGCCUUGGAAAACCAAGAAAAUCCUCUGUUCUUCUUCGUCUUUUCUCCAAUGGCUUCUCAACUUCCUGUGGUCCUUGUCUCAUCACUGGCGCUGAACCUUGUGGAGAGGGGAUGGGAAGACUUGAGAUUUACGAUCGUAGUGGAGAAUCUCGAGAUUUCACUUGUUUGGAAAAGAAGGUGCCUCUGGAGUUGUUGUAUGCAAACCCAAUGGUAACGAUCGGGGCAUCUCAUGGCUGGAUAGCUACUCUCAAGGACGACGGAGUCCUGCGUCUCCAAGACGAUCUAAACCCUUUUGCAUCCAGUACAGAUCCGAAACGCAUCCCGCUGCCACCUCUUGUGACGCUUCCACAUUGCCAAACCCAAAUCGUCACCAACGUGUCAAUGUCCACAUCUUCUCCAGAGAACAAUGACUGUGUUGUGGCUGCCAAGUUCUUGGGACCUCAACUCAGCUUUUGCAGACCAGCAGCUUCAUCCGAGUGGACAAACAUCAAAAUUGAAAACCCCUGUUUCUUCUCCUCCCGGGUCAUGUUCUCCGAGGGAGACGGGAUGUUUCGCAUGCCCGGACGUGGUGGACACCUGGUUGGAUCAUGGGAUCUCAGCCAAAAACACAAACAAAAGAUUCAGAGGUUGCGGUUUCAAAACCUUCCCGAGCUGAGCAAGGCCAAGCGGGAGCUUUUGCAUUCGUGUUUCACGAGCGAGCACUUGGUGGAGUCAAGAACCACGGGCGAAACUUUCAUGGUUAAGUGGUACAGGAAGACCGGCAUGAGUCAGUCGAAAAUGAAAACGAAAGCUUUGAUGGUGUUCAAGAUAGACGAACAAGGAAACGCAGUUUACACUCGAGACAUUGGAGAUCUCGUCAUUUACCUCUCCAAGUCUGAACCUUUCUGUCUUCUUGCUAGCUCUUUCUCCCGCUUGGAGCCUAACCACGUAGCAUACUUAGAUGUCGACGAAGUUGAAGAUGUCGAUCUGCAACUCGAAGAACGUGGAGAUCCCUUCGACAUGAUUCGUUCUCCUAGAGUCCCGGCCCCAUACUAUAUCCCACCUCAAGAAAUAGACUAG